This is a messenger RNA of Poecilia latipinna (sailfin molly), 2353 nucleotides long. Its product is annotated as NXPE family member 3-like. The record is from RefSeq and is a predicted model, not a curated record. The transcript is spliced from 7 exons. NCBI's taxonomy places the organism in Eukaryota, Metazoa, Chordata, Actinopteri, Cyprinodontiformes, Poeciliidae. The coding region runs from base 156 to 1916 and encodes 586 amino acids.
AAACAACAUUAUUAAAGAAGGGAAAUGUUAUCCCAGAAAAACUUCUUUUGCUUAUUCUGAAGCCUCAAAAAAAGAGAAAAACUAAGAAUUUCCUAUCAGUUCAUAAGCGUUUCUUUUUAUUUUCUCUUUUAACGCAGGGCAAGUUGUCACUCAUCAUGGAAGGCCAGAUGUCCAGAAAACAUUUUCCUCUGAAGUACGGUUGGAUCUUCCUGUUCUUGGCUUGCCUUGUUUUAUGGGUUAUGUUUUACAGUGAAAACAUCACUGAUCACAUGACCUGUAGAUUAUCAGAGUUAAAGAUGAACGUUCCCACCACUAAGGCUCCGACACCAAACAGCACAACAUUAAAACGUCCCACUGAGCCUCCUCAGCCAGUCAGCAUCUGCUCCUACCACUCUGUGUUACCAGAGGACGCUCUGGAGGUAGAACAGUUGAAGGAGUCCAUCGCCUGGCCUGAAACACCUUCCCUACCGUCUAACUUCUCUCUGAAUGACACCAGUGGUCCUGCUCACAGCACCUUCACCAUUCUGCCAAGAAACAGCGGUGGAGGUUGGCGAGUAGGGGAUCAGCUGGAGGUUCUGAUACAAAUCACUGACUUCCACGGCCGCCCCAAGUCAUCAGGGGGAGAUGUUCUGCUUGCUCGGCUGCACAACCCGACUCUUUUUGCAGGCGUUGCAGGGCGAGUGUUGGAUCAUCACAAUGGCUCUUACACUGCUGUGUUCUCUCUACUCUGGGAAGGAAGUGCACAUGUUGAGGUGACCCUGGUCCAUCCCAGUGAGGCGGUCACUGUGCUGGAGAGAAUCACCCAGCAGAACCCUGGCAGAGUUUCUUUAAAAGGCAUCUUCCGCUCUGGCUCAGUCACUGAAGCUACUGCUUGUAACGUGUGCCUCAAGGCGCCCCCCGAAAAGCUCUGCAACUUCACCGACAUCCGCACCGGCGAGCCCUGGUUCUGCUACAAGCCAAAGAAACUCAAAUGUGAACACAGAGUCAUUCACUCAUUUGGAGGAUUCGGUCUGAAACUAAAGCCAAUGGAGGACCAGCUAUUUCAAAGGGGUGUCAACAUGAAAGUCUUAAUUCAAUCAUCAGGGCCUUCAAACAUCACUAUUUUACCCAAACUAAAAGUUCUGAAUGAAACAGUUCCCACAAACACAUCAGGGGGAAGUGUGAACGCUCAACCUGCUGGUUAUUAUUACCAGGGGAUUUGGCGAGCACUAGAUGGCACCACAGUUCACCAGCUUACUAACAACUCUGCAAUUAGCCAGUGUUUGAGUGGCAAGGUGCUCCACCUGUAUGGAGACUCCACCAUCAGGCAGUGGUUUGAAUAUUUAAUCUCAGCAGCACCAGAUCUAAAGAAGUUUGACCUGAAAAGUCGAACGCAGACAGGACCUUUUAUGGCCUUGAAUUACGCUAAGAACAUCUUGGUGACGUUCCGCUGCCACGCUCCUCCCAUCCGUUUCGGUAACUUGCCGGUCAGUCAGGCACGAUACAUUGCCAACGAACUGGAUGGUUUGGUUGGAGGUGAAAACACGGCUAUAGUUAUUGGAGUUUGGUCGCAUUUCAGCACUUUCCCUGUUGAGGUCUACAUCCGGCGCCUGCUGAGCAUACGGAGGGCAGUGGAGCGGCUGCUGACCAGAGCUCCAGGUACGCUGGUCAUCAUCAGGACCGCGAACCCCAAAGCGCUGUCCCUCUACGAGACUCUGACCAACAGUGACUGGUUUUCUAUUCAACGUGACAAAAUACUCAGGACAAUAUUUAAAGGAGUGAAUGUCCGAUUUGUGGAUGCCUGGGAGAUGACCUUGGCCCACUACCUGCCACACAACCUCCAUCCACAGCGUCCCAUAAUAAGUAUCAUGCUAAAUGUUGUUUUAUCCCACAUAUGUUCUCCAGCAGGGAACUUUACAGAAACAAAAACGUUGUAGAAUAUAACCUGGUAAUUGGGUAACCAAUGGUGAUUGGUGACACUUGAUCUAUAUCACAUUAAAGACAUAUCAACCAGCAGUUCUGAAGAUGGAAUAAAAAUUAGCAACACAGAAGUAGGUAAAGGAAAUUUGAUGCUGGGAUGAAAUGGCCUCCAAGGAAACUUUGAAGAAAUACAAAUAGGUGGAGGGGUAGACGCAGUGGACCCAGGUUUGUAGAAGAUUUUAAUGAGUGACCUCACAGAAAACCAGGCAGCAUACUUAAACUAAGAGACAAGGAACUCAACACUGGUACCACUGGCAACGAGGACAAAUGACGGCAAAGACAAUGACAUGUGACAGGACAAGGAGCCGGGAACACAGGUGGGAUUAAAUACACCAGGGGCAAUCAGGGAACACGAGACACAGCUGGGAGCAACCAAGGGCAGACAGACAACACA